AAAAGAAAAUUGUCGUGAUCGUGACAACGCGAUCUUAGUCUGGAAGCUCUGGAGGAGCUUAGCAAAAGCAAAGAAAAGCUUUAACGACUCGAUUUGGUGUUCGUGGAGGAGGGAAAUGGCGUCUGAGCUCCAACAAUUGAGGUUCGACCCGCCUGAAUCCAACGCAUCCGACGAGUCCUCUGCCAAAGACGAUCGCCCACUGUUGAACCCCGAGUCUGCCGCCGUCGCCGACGACGAUUCCGACGAUCUCCACCAGAAAUAUGCUCCAUUUGUCCGACAAGAUGUUUACGGCACCAUGGGCCGAGGGGAGCUUCCGUGGAUGGAGAAGGUGCUGCUCGCAAUGGCACUCGUUACAAUCGUUCCUAUACGGGUGGUUGUUGGGAUGAGUUUGCUGGUUCUCUAUUACACGAUUUGCAGACUUUGUACGUUAUUUCACGAUCCGAAUAGGGAGACGGACGAGCAGGAGGACUACGCGCAUAUGGUAGGAUGGAGGAGGUCCGUGAUUGUUUGGACCGGAAGAUUUCUGUCUAGAGCCAUGUUAUUCGUGUUAGGGUUUUAUUGGAUUUCGGAAGUUUAUCGAAUCCCGCCUAACGAGGACAAGUCAACUGACGAGAAUGAGGGGCAAGAGAAGUCUCGAGAGUCUGAAAGACCCGGGGCUAUUAUCAGCAACCAUGUAUCAUAUUUGGAUAUUUUGUAUCAUAUGUCUUCUUCCUUUCCAAGCUUCGUUGCUAAGAGAUCAGUGGCUAAACUUCCUCUAGUUGGUAUUAUCAGCAAAUGCCUUGGCUGUGUCUAUGUUCAACGGGAGUCAAAGACAUCUGAAUCUAAGGGUGUUUCAGGUGUUGUGAGUGAAAGAAUUCGAGAAGCUGUGAAGAAUAGCUCUGCUCCCAUGAUGAUGCUUUUUCCAGAAGGAACAACUACCAAUGGGGAGUAUCUCCUGCCAUUCAAAACGGGUGCCUUUUUGUCGAAAGCUCCUGUCCUUCCAUAUAUUUUAAGAUAUCCGUAUCAGAGAUUUAGUUUGGCCUGGGAAUCAAUAACAGGAGGCCGUCAUUUUUUACUUCUUCUCUGUCAAUUUGUAAAUCACAUGGAGGUAAUAAGAUUGCCUGUCUACGUCCCAUCAGCAGAAGAAAAGGAUGAUCCGAAGCUAUAUGCUAAUAAUAUCAGAAGAUUGAUGGCGAAAGAGGGAAAUAUGAUGCUUUCGGAUAUUGGGCUCCCAGAGAAGCGUGUUUAUCUUGCUGCUCUGAAUGGUAUACCACGCCAAUGCUAAUUUGGGAUGUCAUCUUCUGUAAAUUCUUGUAGAUGAUAAUUAUAUGGAAAACACCAUCACCACCACCACCACCAUGUGCAAGCAUUCAUUAACUAAUAUCGUCUCAAAUAAACUUCUUUGUAUGAUUCUUUUUGGGAACUUCAAUUUUGCUGAGUAGCUUGUGUGCAUACGUGUGGGUCUCAUCUCUCAUCAAAUUUAGGGUUUCUAGUUUUGCUGAGGAUUCAGUUCACGUGUGAAUCUCACCAAAAUUUGCUUGAGAGUCAUUGACAUCCUGCAGGCUGAGCUUCUGUCACAAGACAAAGGGUGGUUUAUGAUCAUGAAAUGCUGCUGCCUGUGCGAAAUAUCGUUGUCGGGUUUUGACCCUUUACUCCAUUAGAGACACCGUGUUUGAUUCAGUUAACUUUUUCUAUAUAAACAUUCUCUAUCAUGAAUUCUAUGUUGUUAUUUACCAAAAUGUAGUGAUAGUAAAGGAAAUCAUAGGUUGAAAAUUGAGCCAAGUUUAACUUAA
Molecule: messenger RNA, 1772 nt
Organism: Benincasa hispida (wax gourd)
Lineage: Eukaryota; Viridiplantae; Streptophyta; Magnoliopsida; Cucurbitales; Cucurbitaceae
Product: Phospholipid/glycerol acyltransferase family protein
Biological process (GO): phospholipid metabolic process
Cellular component (GO): endoplasmic reticulum
Molecular function (GO): lysophosphatidylethanolamine acyltransferase activity
Source: RefSeq, a predicted model, not a curated record